AUGUCAACCGCGUGUUUUUUUCCACCAGAAAUUCUUCAAAAUAUUUUUCAAAUCCUUAUUGAUUAUGCAAAUAAAACUAUUGAUAUUCGUAUCAGAAAAUUUACUAGUUUACAAAAAUGUCUCUUGGUCGAUCGUUAUUGGUUCUCUAAUUCCGUGAUUUUUUUAUGGAAAAAUCCUUUAAGACCAAAUCAUAAAAAAAAUUAUACAACUUCAAAAUUAUUAAUUUCAACUUAUAUUUCAUGUUUAUCAGAAUCUUCAAAAAAUUUUCUUUAUGAAAAUAAUAUCAUCAAUUUUAAUCAAAAAAUUUCAACCCCUUUUUGUAAUUAUAAUAAUUAUUUAAGGGAUUUGGAUUUUACUGAAUUAUUUUAUAAGGUUUCUUAUUUUUUAUUAAAUCCUGAUGAUGAAAAUCUUGAUAUUAUCACUUUAGAUAAAAGUGAUCCUAUCGAAAUUAUUAAAAGUUAUGAUGAUGAUAUCAUGAAUCAAAAAAGAAUUUUAUUAUUUGGUGAACUUGUUAAACUUUUUACUUCUCAAACUUUUUCAAAAUUGAAUUAUAAUUUAAAAUUAAUUAAUUGGAUAAAAAAUAAAAUAAGAAAAUUCCCUCAUUUACAAUAUUUAUCAAAUUUUAUUUCUCCUAAUUCUUCUUUAUUAAAUUUAAAUUAUGUUGAAUUUCAAUCUUGUAUUCCCCCUCAAAUUUUUAUUGAAUUAAGUAAUAUUAUUUCUACUAUUGAUGAAAUUUAUAUUAAAUUAGAUAUUGAUAAUGUUGCUUUAUUUAAUUUCCUUUAUAAUUUAAAAAAAAUUCACCUUUUAAAAAUUGAUUUUGAUCAUUUUAAAUUUAAAAUUAUUAAUAAUCUUAUUAAAUUCACUUCUUUUAUAACUGAUAAUUAUGAAUUAAUUAUUCCUUCUGAUGAAUUUAUCCCUUUGGAUUUAUCUUUAAAUUUUACUAAAAUUACUGGUUUGGAAAUUUCUGAUUCAGGAAUCGAUUCUAUUGAUAUAGUAAAAUCUUGGUCUAAUUUUCAAUUUUUACCUUUUCUUACUACUUUGAAAUUUUCUACUAGUACUUUAAUUAAACUUGAUUUAGAAUUAUAUUCUGAUAUAAUUAAAAAAACAAAUGGUAAUUUAAUAAAAUUAGGUAUUUCUUUAAAUGAUGGUUUAUUCUUUCAUAAUAUUCAUUUAUUUAAUACUAUUUCAACUUAUUGUCCAAAAUUAAGAGAUUUUGAUUUAAAAAUUAAAGGUAGAUUACUUUAUUAUAUACCUUUAAUAUUACAAAAUUGUAAAAAUUUGGAAAAAAUUAAUUUGGAAAUUAUGGAUGAUAAAAAUAUUACUUUAUUAAUGUAUAAGAUAGGUAAAGAAUUAUCAAAAAAUUUAAAAUCUUUUUAUAUUUAUCAAGAGGUGGUAAAAUGGGAUAUAAAAUUUUUUCAUAUUUUUUUAAAAUAUUGUAGAUUAAAUUCUUUAUAUAAUUUAAAAUUUAAAUUUAAAUAUUCUCAAUCAUUUGAAAAUAUGAAAAAUUAUUCAAAAAUUAUUAAAAAAUAUAUUAAUAAGGGUACAAUAAGUCGUUGGUCUCGUAUUAAGGAAAUAACUAAUAAUAAUAAUAAUAAUAAUAAUACUAAUUUAAUUUUAGUAUGA
Molecule: messenger RNA, 1623 nt
Organism: Rhizophagus irregularis DAOM 181602=DAOM 197198
Lineage: Eukaryota; Fungi; Glomeromycota; Glomeromycetes; Glomerales; Glomeraceae
Source: RefSeq, a predicted model, not a curated record